This is a messenger RNA of Daldinia loculata, 2291 nucleotides long. RefSeq lists its product as uncharacterized. The record is from RefSeq and is a predicted model, not a curated record. The transcript has 6 exons. Bases 215 to 2008 code for a protein of 597 amino acids. Lineage: Eukaryota; Fungi; Ascomycota; Sordariomycetes; Xylariales; Hypoxylaceae.
ACUGCCUACUUCCACCCGCCCUCGCAGCUUUCAUAAAAGUGACUACGUCAGUGAAGCGCAAUUUCUAACCGUGCUAGGGUACGAAGUACAGUUCGUUCAAGGGUUAACCCGACUAAGGACAAGAGCUCGGCCGGGGGUAUGUAAAUACAUAUAUGUCUCCCGGUUGACCCGCUCAAUUUUACCGUUCAACAUAUUCCAAACAACUUAAACCGAUAUGAGGUCGACAGCUCAGUUUGCGCUCAAGGCGCUCGCGCUCGUCGCCAUAGUAGGAGCUAUUCCUACGAUUCUUGCCCACGGUCACGGCGACGAAGGCGCGAUAGAUAUGGAUAUGAGUAAAGAGGAUCCAAAACCAGAUCCAGAAUCGUACCCGCCCACGUAUUUUUCGCAUCCAGAGCACGUAGUCGAAAUAUAUACGCAUAUCGCACUAAUGGUCGUCGGUUGGGUAAUCAUGCUGCCACUAGCUGUCAUGUUCUCGAUUGCGCGAUCCCGGUAUACGCUCCCCGUCCAGUUUCUCUUCCUCAUCACGAACGCGCUCGGCAUCGUACUAGGUAUUACCUACAACGCGAACACGCCCGAUCUAUAUCCCAACAAUGCGCACCACAAGCUUGGCUGGUUAGUCACUUGGGUAGUCAGCGCGCAAGUAUUUAUUAGCCUUGUCGGUCGCGUCGCAGGUGUAGUGGGCAGGAAAGGAACAGAAGGAGUCGGCAGGGAGGAAGAGCAGGCGUUCAUUCCGGUUUCGACGGAGGCUAUGGCUGAGCACCAACGCAUUAACGAUGCGCUAUACUCUCACCCAUACCGCCACUCUAACGAUAGUGGGCAAGGCACCGAGCCGAGUACCGAGUCUUUGAGAAGUAACUCGUUGUCGACUGUAGUGGGUCAGGAAUCCCCUAUUGAGUUGAGCGACCGACGAAUCCACUAUGACGAUCUCGAAGAUGUUCAAUUUAAGCCCGCGGAAGUGUUAGGUUCAAAGAAGACCAACUCGAUCAUCGCCAGAUUUGCCGGCAAGAUUUCCACCAGAGCAUGGAAAGUUUUGAUGUUUGCCUACAACUUCGUCGAUCGUACUAUUCUCAUUCUGGGUUACAUUACUCUGUGCACUGGUGUUAUCACAUUCGGACGAUUCUUUGAGGGUCACGGUAUUUUCAGCGGCUUAGCUCAUUGGAUCAAGGGUGGCAUCUUUUUCUGGUACGGCAUUUUGACUCUCGGAAGGUGGUCGGGAAGUUUCGGUGAGCUGGGUUGGGCAUGGAAUGUCCGUCCGAAACAAAGCUCGCAGAAAUGGAGGCCCACUGCGGAAUUCGUCGAGGGUGCCCUUAUCUUCACUUACGGUUCAACCAACAUCUUCCUGGAGCAUCUUGGCAAUGCCGGUAAGGAGUUCAGCCCUCAGGAUUUAGAGCACAUCUCCAUUACGGUUCUCUUCAUCGGAGGUGGCCUGCUUGCUAUGCUCAUUGAGUCGACGCGGAUUCGGGAACUCCUGAAUACUACGGUGUACGAUGCAGCUCUCUCGCAUCCGAGCCACGCGUACAGUGAUGAGGAACGUGAAGCUUUACAGGCACCAAGGGAGUACGAAUUUUCCAUUAAUCCCAUUCCGGCACUCGUGAUCUUACUUCUCGGUAUCAUGAUGAGCUCGCACACGCAGCACAACAUGGUUUCUAGCAUGGUUCACAAGCAGUGGGGCAACCUUUUAACUGGCGCUUCUUUUGCUCGAGGAUUUACAUACGUGCUCGUAUAUCUCAAGCCUCCGCGCUCGAUCCUACCAUCUCGACCUCCGACUGAACUUAUUACCGCGUUUGGACUCAUUGCGGGGGGUACUAUCUUCAUGGCGAGCGCCAACGACACAGUUGAGGGAAUGAUCCACUACGACCUAGACGCCAUGUUCUUUUACACCGUUACUAUGGGAUUAGUCGGUCUGAUCAUGGCCUGGGAAGUUAUCCUUCUAGCCCUUAAGGGUUGGGCCGUCCGAAAGGAGUCCAGCCGAUCCCCGAAAUCUUGGGACCUAGCUUCCCGCGUUUAGGCGGUCUGGCUGAAAACCUUGAAGGAAAUUCAACAAGGAAAAUUAUGAUAAACAUGCAUAAGGAAGCGACCUAAAUAAUCAACCCCCAGUACCAUUAAUAACUGGAGCUGUUAACUAUUGCGGUCAAAUUCUUGAAUUACGGCGCAUUGGGGGUGGGGUGGUCGAUCGCGAUAUACCCAAAGAUGCUCCUCUUUUGUUUUCAUUUCAUAUAUAUCUAUUUGCAUUCUAGACUUUCAUUACUACCGAUGAUACCCCUAGGGAAGACAGAGUACGAUUAUUUAUA